This is a messenger RNA of Xenopus tropicalis (tropical clawed frog), 1405 nucleotides long. RefSeq names its product phosphatidylinositol glycan anchor biosynthesis class X (gene pigx). Lineage: Eukaryota; Metazoa; Chordata; Amphibia; Anura; Pipidae. The record is from RefSeq and is marked validated. Gene Ontology annotation, cellular component: endoplasmic reticulum membrane. Gene Ontology annotation, biological process: GPI anchor metabolic process; GPI anchor biosynthetic process.
CAUUCGCACCUGCGGUAGUUACUCAGGCGGCUUCUCUGACUGCUGCUAUAUGCCCAUUACUGGUUAUAAGGGGGCAGGGGAUGGGCUAUGGAAAGCCUUGGCGGGCCUCUUAGCAUUCUGGGAAGUGUAGUUCAUCCAUCUCCGCGACUGCCAGAUGUUAAGCGACAAAAUCACACGCAGCUAUGCAUUGUGGGAGAUUGCGUUAGAACGGCCUCAGUUUCCGGGCUGGGAUAAUCAGUAACAUGGGCCAGAAGCUUUUGUGUAAUCAGACUCCUCUCUGCUGUUACCUGGGUCACCUCACUAUGAACCAGCUUGUCUGGUUAGCCUUCAUCUGUAUAGCCAGUAACUCAGCCAAUGAGAGUCCUUGUCCCGAGCUUUUGGCCAGGAGAGGAAUUCUGAAUAAAGGGUAUCACAGGGACUUGGAAACAAGUGUUGUUGUUCAGGGCCCAGCAGAACUGGUGAAACACUGCAGGGUUCUGAUCCAGGAGCAUAUUCCUUCUGGGUUAUAUCUGGAUCCAUAUCAGCUCUCCUCUCUACGGCACCAUAACCUGACUGAGGUUCUGUUGCUGACACCAGUGGAUGUGGAAGCUCCCGAAUACCUGUCCAGGGGCCACACUGCUCUGGUUUAUACCAAGCCAGACCCAUCAUGUGCUCAUUGCUACACCUCGACGGUGCCGCUCCACAUACGCUACCAUCGACCCGCAUCCCAAACUGACAAGGUCUCCAUAACGCUGCAGAACCCCAAAUUACUGCUAAACUGCGGCCAAGAUUUCCCCCCCACAUCUUGCUCGCCCCACUCUGUAACUGAAGCACCAUGUGACCUAAAGGACAAAGAACUGUGCCAAUGGCUGGACUUGCCUUAUACUGCUGACCCAAAUGCACUGAAUCUGGAGGUUCCGGUGGGCCUGGCAGAAGACGGACCAAUAGUGUGCGCUGUGACCCUGAUAGUGACCCUGAUAUGUGCCGGGAUGAUACUCGGUGCUGUGUACCGACACGGCCAACGCUCUGUAUAGUCCCUGGGCUGAGGUCCGGUUCCUGCAGAGCCCCAGCGAGUGAGAGGAUGAGGAGGAGGAUGGGAAGGAGAACUUUCACUUUAAUCUGCAAUUGAGUCCAUGGGGCCCUCUAGGGCCCAGAACAGCAGAUUUAAAAUCCUUAAAUGCUGUCUCACCACAAAUCUGCCCUUUCUGUUUGUGGCCCUAAGCAGCCGGGGCCCCUCCCGUCCCAUAACGUUAAGGAGCAGCUUAUUAAACAGACGCUUCCCAGGGGACUGCCGAUUUUAUCUGCUCCUCCUCCUACUGACUCUGCGGAACCAGAACGUUGGACAGUGAAAGUGGUUUCAAUGUUUGAAAGAAAAAAAAAAAAAAGGAAUAAAAUCCAGAGAUAUUUCUGUAAAACAACGGGCAAA